GAGGAAAUGAUCAGUUCAUCACAAAUAUUUUUGCCUACAUUCUUGUAGCUAGCUUAAAGAAGUGUGAGAAAAAUGGGUGUAACUGGAAAAAUGAUCAUCCAAGCAGAUACCAAAUGCAACGGAGAUGUUGUUUACGAACUCUUAAGGUACAGGCCAAAUGACUUGUCGAUUGUAGCCCCUGAUCACGUUCAAGGUUGCAAUUUACAUGAAGGCCAAUGGGGUGCCAUUGGAUCCAUCACCACCUAUACCUAUCUCAUUGGUGGGAAGCCACAAGCUUCGAAAGUAGUUAUUGAAGCCGCUGAUGAUAACAAAAAGUCAAUAACAUUCAGGGCAAUUGGAGGAGAAACGAUGCAGGUAUACAAAAGCUUCAGAUCGACUGCAUAUGUUAAGCAAAACGAUGAAAAGAGUUUGGUGACAUGGACCUUUGAGUAUGAGAAGAUGCGCGAAGGCAUCCCUGACCCGGAUGCACUUGUUGAUAUUACUUAUAAGAUUACUAAUGCUAUGGACUCUCUCCAGCUUCAACCCCAGUAGCAAUGAUAUUUGACAACCAUAUAUGAAGUGUUAUAUACGGUGGAAGUCUACAAGAAAUAUGCUACUUUAUAUAUGAUGACAAUAAAAAUGGUUUGCAAGUUACUUAUAUAUGUAUGGUUUCUUUUUUAUUAUGUUUGUUUAAUGGUGAUCGAUGCAUUUGUAAUUUGUACUCAAAAGAAUGCUACAUUAGCAAGAUUUUCAUACCAAA
Erigeron canadensis is the source of this 739-nucleotide messenger RNA. RefSeq names its product kirola-like. Lineage: Eukaryota; Viridiplantae; Streptophyta; Magnoliopsida; Asterales; Asteraceae. The transcript is spliced from 2 exons. Bases 73 to 531 code for a protein of 152 amino acids. Gene Ontology annotation, biological process: defense response. The record is from RefSeq and is a predicted model, not a curated record.